Messenger RNA from Drosophila gunungcola (fruit fly), 219 nucleotides. RefSeq lists its product as uncharacterized. The record is from RefSeq and is a predicted model, not a curated record. Lineage: Eukaryota; Metazoa; Arthropoda; Insecta; Diptera; Drosophilidae. The transcript has a single exon. The coding region runs from base 1 to 219 and encodes 72 amino acids.
AUGAGCUACGGUUUCAUUCCACUGAAUUCCUUUGGUGAGCUUUUGUUGUUGCUGCUGCAGGAAGAGCCGAGAGGAUCAUCUUUAUGGAAAACAACCAACAAGGAGGGCAGCAAAAAACAACAAAAAGGACGCAGAAAUCAUAAAGUGGUUUUGAACAAGUUAAAAAAGCGCAUAGGGGAAAAAAGAAAUGAAAAAGCUCAGACUCAAUCUCAUUCAUAG